Messenger RNA from Anopheles moucheti, 1987 nucleotides. RefSeq names its product ATP-dependent RNA helicase WM6. Gene Ontology annotation, molecular function: RNA binding; ATP binding; RNA helicase activity. Gene Ontology annotation, biological process: mRNA splicing, via spliceosome; mRNA export from nucleus. The transcript has 7 exons. Lineage: Eukaryota; Metazoa; Arthropoda; Insecta; Diptera; Culicidae. The record is from RefSeq and is a predicted model, not a curated record. Bases 93 to 1364 code for a protein of 423 amino acids.
ACUUUUUGCCCAGCUGCCAAGCGUGUCGCGCGUGUUCUUCUAUUUUAGCUAACCUCUCAUCGCUUCGCGGUCAAGUCUCCCACCCAUAAGCAAUGGCUGAUAACGAGGAUCUUUUAGAUUACGAGGAAGAGGACCAGACCGAGCAGGUGGUGGCAGAGACCACGGAACAGCCGAAGAAGGAUGUGAAGGGUACUUACGUAUCGAUUCACAGCUCUGGUUUCCGUGAUUUUUUGCUGAAGCCUGAAAUAUUGCGCGCCAUUGUCGACUGUGGUUUCGAGCAUCCCUCUGAAGUGCAACACGAAUGUAUUCCACAGGCUGUGCUUGGUAUGGACAUUUUGUGCCAGGCCAAGUCCGGUAUGGGAAAGACAGCUGUGUUUGUGCUUGCCACGUUGCAGCAGCUGGAACCGACAGAGAACGUGCCGUACGUCCUGGUUAUGUGCCAUACGCGCGAGCUCGCUUUCCAGAUUAGCAAGGAGUACGAGCGGUUUUGUAAGUACAUGCCCACCAUCAAGGUGGCCGUAUUUUUCGGUGGGCUACCGAUUCAGAAGGAUGAAGAGGUGCUAAAAACGACAACACCACACAUUAUCGUGGGAACGCCGGGACGUGUGCUGGCUCUUAUCCGGAACAAGAAGCUGAACCUGAAAAACCUGAAACAUUUCAUACUCGACGAGUGCGACAAAAUGCUCGAACAGUUAGAUAUGCGCCGCGACGUCCAGGAGAUAUUCCGUAACACACCGCACGGAAAGCAAGUGAUGAUGUUCUCCGCCACACUGAGCAAAGAAAUUCGACCAGUGUGCAAAAAGUUCAUGCAAGAUCCGAUGGAAGUGUAUGUUGACGACGAAACUAAACUAACACUUCACGGUCUGCAGCAACAUUAUGUGAAACUGAAGGAAAACGAGAAGAACAAGAAACUGUUCGAAUUACUUGAUGUAUUGGAGUUCAAUCAGGUGGUUAUUUUCGUCAAAUCCGUUCAACGCUGCAUGGCCCUGGCACAGCUGCUGACUGAACAAAAUUUCCCCGCCAUCGGCAUCCAUCGUGGCAUGGUGCAGGAAGAACGUUUGUCGCGGUAUCAGCAGUUCAAGGAUUUUCAGAAGCGAAUCCUAGUUGCCACGAAUCUGUUCGGUCGCGGUAUGGAUAUUGAGCGUGUGAACAUUGUGUUCAAUUAUGACAUGCCGGAAGAUUCGGAUACCUAUCUGCAUCGAGUGGCCCGAGCCGGUCGUUUCGGUACUAAGGGUCUCGCCAUCACCUUCAUCUCGGAUGAGGCUGACGCAAAGAUUCUUAACGAUGUUCAGGAUCGGUUCGAUGUGAACAUCAACGAGCUGCCGGACGAAAUUGACCUCUCUUCCUACAUUGAAGGACGAUAAAGUGUGUGCGGAACUGUGAAUCCGCCGUACCUGUGGGGUACCCGCUAUCCCAUCGUGUAGUAGUGCAACGUUAUUCAUACGGUUUAAAAUUAAUCGAUACCGCUCAUCUAUUUGUGCGCACUAGUUUGGGGGAUUUCUGGCAUUUUCGUUAAAAUUCCUUAAAUGCUACCAUUAUAUAACUUUACGUACAUAAUUUUAGUAAGAGUGAUGAAUUUUAAUAACUAAUGAAAUUUCAAACAAGUCUAGAGCAAAAAGCGUAAUCAAUCACUAUAUAGUAUGAUUAAUGUUCCGUUCACCACCUUCUCACAAGGCACGUGUGGGUAUACUUUACAGUAUCAUUUGUACCCAAAUUGACAGGGGGUAUAUUGAAACGAUUCAAAUUCCUUCACGGUUUUUGUGCACAUCUACUGCUGAAAGUGGAUUGGUUUUCGGUGGACCGUUCCACGUUCUGUCGAGACCAAUGUCACUAUUCUAUUGAUGGUCAAUAGCACUGAAGGAUAGGAUAGAAGUUGAUAAAACUACUUAUGUAUUAGUAAGGCUUGAUAACUUGGUGUACGAAACGUAAAAAAAUGAAUAAAAAUAUUAACAAAGCAUUUAGUGUUAAGUGUAAGGAUGCACCAAUA